Molecule: messenger RNA, 966 nt
Organism: Macrobrachium nipponense
Lineage: Eukaryota; Metazoa; Arthropoda; Malacostraca; Decapoda; Palaemonidae
Product: basic proline-rich protein-like
Exons: 2
Coding region: 1-966 (321 amino acids)
Source: RefSeq, a predicted model, not a curated record
AUGGUGGACAUCGCCCGCCCGCCCCGGGACAUGAGGUGGACAUCGCCCAACUGUCCCGGUACCCGCGGUGGGCCCGGUCCGCCCAUCCCGGGACACGUGACGGACAUCACCCGCCCGUCCUGGGACCUGUGGUGGGCUCCGCCCACCCAUCCCAGGACCCGUGGCGGGCCCCUCCCGCCUGUCCCAGGACAUGAGGCGGACAUCGCCUGCUCAUCCCUGGACCCGCUGCGAGCCCCGCCCACCCGUCCCAGGACACGAGGCGGACAUCGCCGCCUGUCUUGGGACCCGCAGCAGGCCCCGCCCGCCCAUCCUGGGACACAUGGCGGACAUGGCCUGCCCAUCCCUGGAACCACGGCAAGCCGGGCCCAACUGUCCCGGGACAUGUGGCGGACAUCGCCUGCCCAUCCGGGUCCGGGACACAUGGGGGUCAUCACCCACCCUUCCAAGGACCUGCGGCAAGGGCCGGCCCACCCAUCCCGGGACACGUGGCGGACAUUUCCUGCCCGUCCUGGGACCAGUAGCAGGCCUGGCCCACCCAUCCCGGGACUCGUGGUGGACAUCGCCCGCCAGUCCCGGGACCCGCGGCAGGUUCAGCAUUUCCCACAACACCCUUCAGUUUAUCAUCGUCCCUUCGAAAGACAAGAUGCAUUCCUCUAUCCACAUUUCAACUUCAAGUAUUCCUCCUCCUCCUCCUCCUCCUCCUCCUACUCCUCCUUCGCCGCAACAUGCAACGGAACACAGCGCACUCCCCCCCUUCCCCCAAAGUUAGAAUAUGUCUCUGGGCAGAAGAUUUGCCUUUGGACAGAGAGCGAACAUCGUUUGCGGAGGCGGCUGCUGUUUCAGCUGUUUCAGGUCCUGUCUGCUCACGCUGCUGUUGCUUCUGCUCUGCUGUUGCAAGACGUAGCAGAUCCGGGGGCGUCUUCCCUACCUCUCGCCAUGUCUCUUUCCCUACAGUCCUCGGUCUGA